UUAAAAUCGAACGAUUUUUUAUCUCUACUUGUAUCGAAACGUGUUAUCUCUAGUGUUUCCAUUAUUUGUAAAAAUGGGAUUUAUAUAUUAAAAGCAACAAAUCGGUGUUUGUUUGUACUGACGAAGAUAAUGCGUUUGGUUAUAGCUACAAUAGUUGCCCUUUUGGGUACUACCCUUGGGGUUUCCUACGAUGGGUACAAGGUCUAUAAAAUUGUAACCAAAACAGAAGCUGAAGCUGCUUUGUUGAGGACGUUUGAGUCGAACGAAAACUUUGACUUUUGGUCAAGCAUUAACAAAGUCGGUAAACCCAUUUCCGUGAUGGUGGCACCAAAUGCACAAAGUCAGUUUGAAUUUAUUUUAAAAACAACCAAGAUGCAUUUCUCUGUUGAAAUUGAAGACGUUGAAAGUACCAUUGAAGCGGAACGGAGGUACCACCAAUCAAGACGACCUCUAAAAUCGGGAAGAAUCACCUUUGACCAGUACUUACGUCACGAUGAGAUUAAUGCAUAUUUGGCCGAACUUGCCCAAAAUUACCCAGACAAUGUAACUCUGGAAACAAUUGGACAAUCAUACCAAAAACGCGACAUGAUCGCAAUCCGAAUCUCUUCAGGCCCCAGCGAUCCUCCAAAACCCGCUGUUUUCAUAGACGCCGGAAUCCACGCAAGAGAAUGGAUCGCACCAGCUGUGGCUCUUUAUGCAAUUAACCAACUGGUAGAAAACCCAUACUACAGUCUCUUCACUGAACACGUCGACUGGAUCAUCCUCCCCAGUCUUAAUCCCGACGGUUAUGAAUACACCUGGGACGAAAACCGCCUCUGGAGGAAAACCCUUUCUAACGGAACACGAUGUAUAGGUUGUGACGCUAAUCGCAACUUUGGUUAUCACUGGAUGGAAGAUGGCGCUGAUGACGACGAGUGUUCGGAAAUUUACGGAGGGAAAGAGGCGUUUUCAGAGGUGGAGACUCAAAACCUGAGGGACUAUUUGGCGGACACGCCAAAUAUUAAGGGUUAUUUGAGUUUGCACAGUUUUGGACAGUAUGUGUUGUAUCCUUGGAGUUAUGCGGAUGUUCUUCCUGACAAUGCAGAUGAAUUGCAAGGAUUGGGGGAGCAAAUCAAUAAUGCUAUUGAGGCGGUUAAUGGAACGACGUACACUGUUGGUAGUACCACAGCAACUUUAUAUGCUGCUGCUGGAGCUAGUCAGGACUGGGCUAUGGGUGGAGCUGGUAUCGACAUUGUUUAUUCUAUAGAACUGCCUGGGGGAGGGUUCUUCGGGUUUGAUUUGCCCCCUUCUGAAAUCGAGAGGGUUGCACUGGAAACGUUUGAGGGACUGAAAGUGUUCGGUCAGUACUUUGUAGCACAGAAGCGAUAGUGUAAUCUUCACUUGUAUUAACAUACAAUAAAUCAAUACAAAAAUA
This is a messenger RNA of Zophobas morio, 1414 nucleotides long. Its product is annotated as carboxypeptidase B-like. The transcript is spliced from 4 exons. Bases 130 to 1368 code for a protein of 412 amino acids. Gene Ontology annotation, molecular function: zinc ion binding; metallocarboxypeptidase activity. The record is from RefSeq and is a predicted model, not a curated record. NCBI's taxonomy places the organism in Eukaryota, Metazoa, Arthropoda, Insecta, Coleoptera, Tenebrionidae. Gene Ontology annotation, biological process: proteolysis.